ACAACAUACAGCUUAGAACUCCAGUAAUGCCAUCUCUGGAGCAAAUUUUACAUUACAUCAGAGCCAAACGUUGAUAAACUAAAGGAUCAUGACGAGUUCACAACAAGUGCCCAUCAGCUAGUGCUAAGUUAACAUCCUGUAGAAAAACAUACCUAAUGCCACAAAAAAACAAUAUAACGUCAGAAAAGAUCGACAUAAUGUCACUUUUCAAGAUACGUCAUACCCGCGCGGAGAAGUAUUGUAUACAGAUACCGAUUCACUGAUCCACAAUAUCCUCUCAGAAUCACGCAAUAUUGUGUUUACAUUCGUAUUCAGCUGAGAUACGCCGUGAUCUUCUGGGCAGUUUGGUACAUUCUCCCUGUCAUCCUAUGCUCCACUGAGAAAAUUAAUGCAGGUGUGUUACUUAUGUAUCAAAUCAUAUCUUCAAAGUGUCUCAAGUUCGGACGUUUUCUCAAACCGUUAUGUCAGGCCUCAACACCCUCAUCAAAAUUAGUGGAAUGGAUAAUUGAAGAUGGUGUUCAGGAAAAUAUGGAGAUACAUCAACGAGGUAGAUGCAGGAUACGCUGCGAAAGCUUGUACCAUCAAUAAGUGUGACAUCUAUCUUCGUAACAAAUGCGAAAGACAGUCAAAGAGACUUUCUGUUCAAUGUCGACGUUUAGGCAAAAACCU
This is a messenger RNA of Acanthoscelides obtectus, 669 nucleotides long. The record is from the annotation of a GenBank genome assembly. NCBI's taxonomy places the organism in Eukaryota, Metazoa, Arthropoda, Insecta, Coleoptera, Chrysomelidae.